CCUCCACUUCGCCCAAUCCCCUCAUAAAAGCGUGUGCAGUCCAUCCCACUCAGAAUCCAUCGCCCACCCCGCCAUUCGCUGCUGCUGCUGCUGCUGCUACCAACUACUACCACCACACCACCUCCGCUUCGCUUCUUCCCCACCCUCCCAAAACCUCCCCAAAAUCCGCGCGCGAUGUCACGGAAGCGCGAGCGCCCGCUCGAGGUCGUCGCGCCGCCGGCGACCCCGCUCUCCCCGAGCAAGCGGCUGCGGCGGGCGGGGCUCGUCGUUAUGUGGCUGCGCAGGAAGCCGAAGCCGGUCGGCGUGGAGCAGAUGGCGGCGCGCCUGAUUCGGCAGAUGCAAGUGCAGAUGGUCAAAUUGUUUAUGCUUCUCAUGUUUCUCGUCGCGCGCCUUGGCAACGUGGAGAGGCUGCUUCUCGAGCAACCGUAUCUGAUCCGAAGGUUGCUUGAGGAGCACUUUGGUAUUUUUCAGAGAUCUUUGAUGGAAUCCAUACAAGAUACGGUUCGCAAGGCUGUCCACUCAGAGAUGAAGGAAAGACAGACAACAUUACUUUCUGGAGGUGCUUAUCAGCAUCCAAGACCAAAUAUAUCAGAAGGUUUUCCACAAACUGGAGGGAGCACUAGAAUGGUUAAGUUAUUUUUUGUUGAUGUUGAGAGACCAGAAGACCCACUUUUCACAGGUUCUCCAGUACAAUGGCAAAAUGGAGCCAACGCUAAAGUUGCAAUAUUUGAAAAUGGGAGUCAAAUCACACAGGGUGGUCUUUCUAAACUACAAAUCGAGAUUUUACCAGUCCAUGAUGAUUUCUUCACUGAGCGAGGACCAGCAAAUUUCACCAAAGAGGAAUUCAACAAGCAGAUAUACAUGUGCAAAGGGAAAGAGUCAGUAUUGAAAACUGUCAAUUUAACAAAUGGUGAGGCCAAUCUUGGUUCCUUCUUCUUUACAGAGAGUUCCCAUGGGAAAAGGUUAAGAUUGGCAGCAAGAGUAAAAUAUCAGGAUCUUGCAGUCAGGGUUCAGGAAGCAACCAGCUAUUCUUUUGUUGUCAAAGACCGUCGUAGUAAAUUAAAUAAAAAGAGCAAUUCUCCAUCUAAGGAAGAAGGGAUUCAUUGUUUGAAGAAAAUUUCCCUAAAAGGAAAACGUUGCAAUGACCUUGCGGGCAAAUAUAUUACUAAGGUGAAGCAUUUGAUGCGCUGUUACCACAGAGAUCCAGCUGGUCUCCAAAAGCUUACUGGCAUGAAGAAUGAAGAUUGGAAUACCAUGAUUAGUCAUGCAACCACGUCUGAUCCUGGGGAUGAGAUCCAUUCUUACAGAGUUGAGAAAAAUACUAUAAUCUUCUUCAAUGAUUUCUUUGCUCUAGUCGGUAUGUCGGUUGAUGGCUCCUAUGCUCCUUACCACGCCAACAAUCUUAAUCAGCUACAGCAGCGUAAAAUGAACAAGUGGAAGGAGUCUGCGUAUCAGAAAUUUGAGGAACUGGAGAAGUUGGGGUGUCUUAUUCCUGAUCAUGUCAUGAUCAAUGGCCAACCUGUUCCCGUGUCUCCAAAAAAUGAUGCCAGUCAUUCCAUACAAGCCAACCCAACAUGCUUUAAUCACCAGAUUGCACUUGAAGGUCAGGGACAUCGAUUUCAACAGCAGAAUGGAUUUUCAGCAGUACACGUAUUUACUCCAUACAAUGUUGCUGGAACUUCCACACAACUAAAAGAGCCGUUGCAACAGUAUCCUUAUGAACAAAGUAUGCAUGAAGAAUCUGGUCGGGAGGGUCCUUCUAUGCAGCAUAAUGGAACUUCUUACUCUCUGACUGAGGAAAACAUCUUGAACGGUCUAGGCUCUGGCUUAGUACAAUCAACUAUCCUAUCUCAAAAUACUGCAGUAGUCCCAGGUGCAGAUCCACGGCACAGUGGAUAUGCCAGCACCUCUACAGCUGACGCUGCUGGUACUUCUUGUCCUGUAACAGAUGGAGUUGGUCCAUGGGACUAUCCGAUUUUCAGUGAUCUGUAUCCAAAUGUAAUGUUCCAGGAACCGUCAGGACUAAUCUAUGGGCAUGUGGUGGAGGCAGACCAGGCCUUUCUCCCAGAUAGCCACGAACUGGCAAAUGCCGACAACCAAUUUACUGGAGGUAAUGAUGAUAGUGCUCCAUUUGACUGAAAUCACCGCAACAAGUUAUUGUCUACUCUCAACCAUACUAAAGUGUUCAGUACUUCCAGUGUGAUUAUAAGUGUGUAGUAGUUCGUAAAUAUAGUAGGGACAUAUUAUGUCAGCUAUUCUUUAAUUUGUUCCGCUCACGUUAAAUUUGCUGCCUGCACAUUUGGCAUAGUUUGUUUGUACUACUGAAUACUGAGAUCAAAUAUUGAUAUUGAUGCACUACGCCUAAUUCAAUUCAAUUAAUCUAGUUUGUCCCGGUCA
Messenger RNA from Oryza sativa Japonica Group (Japanese rice), 2397 nucleotides. RefSeq names its product calmodulin-binding protein 60 B. Gene Ontology annotation, cellular component: nucleus. Gene Ontology annotation, biological process: regulation of salicylic acid biosynthetic process. Gene Ontology annotation, molecular function: DNA-binding transcription factor activity; sequence-specific DNA binding; calmodulin binding. Lineage: Eukaryota; Viridiplantae; Streptophyta; Magnoliopsida; Poales; Poaceae. The record is from RefSeq and is a predicted model, not a curated record.